Symbiodinium sp. CCMP2592 is the source of this 4590-nucleotide messenger RNA. Lineage: Eukaryota; Dinophyceae; Suessiales; Symbiodiniaceae. The record is from the annotation of a GenBank genome assembly.
AUGGGACAGCAGGCUUCUGCUGUGCCGGAUGAUUCGCCAAAGGAGCGAAGUCCCGGCGGUUCCUCGUCUUCGAAGGAUUGGUGCAAGGAUGCGACAUCCGACGUGCAGAAGCCCAACCGCCACACCGACUUCGUGCGAAUCGUGCCUCCGGCUCGACCGGCACCACGGGCGAGUGGAUUCAGGUGUGGUGAGGCGUUGCCGAAAGGCCCUGAUGUGCUGGUCUCCGAGAUAACGUCGACUUCAGCAACAGUCUUCUGGUCCAACAACCAGGACACGCGGAAAGCGCACAUAGACGUAUUGUUGGAGAAGAAAGGCAGCUCUCUUCCCUUUGCCUUCUUCGAGGCCUCCGGGGAUGCGGCGUCCUUCGAGCUGCCUGAAGGCAGCCUCCCCAAGUCGGCUGGGCCCUUCAGGGCUCAGGUGGUGCUUGAGAGCGGUCCGGCAGAUCGGCCUCAACUGACAGAGCCCGGCAUGUCCGAACCUUUCUUCACGCCCGCCGAGCCGCCCUCGGCCGUUGUUUGCUUGCGACUCUUGGGCGAACCGCGUGCUGACGGUUUCACGGUGGAGUGGCAACCACCUGCAGAUGAUGGUGGCAAUCCUGUCGAAGUUUACGAGGUGCAUUUGAGCAGUUCGCAGAAAGACGAGGGGGUGCCUGCCGAGAGGGCCCAGGUGCGUCUCGCCAACGGCAAGAGCCCGAUACUGUGCCACAGCACACAACAGUGCUUCUCCGGGCUGGCGCCGGGUUCAGACUACACGGUGGAGGUCUGCGCCGUUGCUGCUGGCGUGAGCAGUGCCCUGGCCACGAUCGAGGGACAAAACGUCGAAUCGACGUGGAUGCUGCAGCCGCUGUCUGCUCCACGUCCCCCGACGAUUUUCAGCUUUCCGGUAGAUCCCCUCGACGCCAUGGCCUUCCAAUCCGCCGACGUCGUCGCCGCCUUGGACAUGGUGCGACGUGCCGUCGCUUCCGGCGAUGACCUUAGUCAGCUCUUCGCCGAGUGGAGCGGAUUGGAACGGCGGGCCCUGGUGGCGGCGAUCAACAGUCCAGCUGCCGCCCCGGGGCCCGUCGUGUAUGGCGACUCGUCGCGGGUGACACCGGCGAGUUCAAGUGGAGUGGCAGCAGCAGUGCCGGCGCCGUCGGAUGACCCGUGCCCGGAACCCCCCGUCGACAGGCAUCACGCGCCUCCUUCGGCGCACGCGGGGGUCUCCGGAGCACCGUCGUCCUCGGCCGACAUGCCGGCGGCAGGAAAGCCAUCGGGUGGUGGCUACCCGCAGAAGCCCACCCGUCCGGCGCCGUCGGUGCCGAAAGGCAGCCCGCCGGAAGUCUGGGACCAGGUCAUGGGGUAUCUCUGUCGGACCGACGCGGAGUUGGCAUACAAGCACAACAUCCCGACGGCCGACGCCUACUACCGGCGGUACCAGACGGUGCUUCCGGAUCGGAUCACGCCGUCGACGGUGAUCCCUGGGCCGCCGCCGCCGGCUGCCCCGUCCCCGUCGGUGCCGAUCGUCGACUACCAGGACCGCAUUGCCGAGGAGCUCCGGCGGCAGUUCGAGGAGGAGUCGCGACACCAGCGCACCGUCGGGCCGCAGGUGAAAGCCAUGCCGGCCGCUUCGGCACCGUCGCCGUCGCCGCCAGCACCGUCGGGUUCAUUUCGCAGGGCACCUACACCAACGCCGCAAGAGAUGUAUCCCGACGCGGAUCCGAUCACUGGCGCCGGCUUCCCCAUCCUUCCACGGCGGCCGGGGCAGAACGCCUCCCCCGCCGAGCUCGAGCGCCACAGGCGCGAGUACCGGCGUCUGGCCCACAUCCGCCGGAUGCUUUGCUCGCAGGAGUGGCGCGACCACGUCGAGCUGAUGGGCAAGUCCGGCGUGAGGUCCGACGUGACGCUGCCGGAGACGCUCCGGCCCCUCACCGUCGCCAACCUGGAGCACUUGGAGGACAUUGAGAGGGCCGCCGCCGACGGCUCCACAGCCAUGGUACCGGCGGCCGCCGCAGCGGCUUACUAUGUGCUGCGGGCGCUGCCGCCCGGCGUCCGGGGAGGCCGCAUUCCGGAGAAGAUCCCCGGCAAAAUCUGGUGUGUCGGGUGGUGCGGGCACCCGUGCACCAACGGACUGCCACGAGCAGUCCCGGCACCGGUGAUCCGGUCGGCCGGCCCCCGUCGCUAUCUCACCGUCGCCGUCUUCUACAAGGUCGACCUCACCGACGGCCUUGUCGCUGGCGACGUGGGCGCCGCCGGCGCGAGAAAGGAGGGCGCCCAGGCCGGCGCACGCCUAGGCCCCUUUGGCCCCAUGCGGCCCCGCCGCGGACAGACGGCGGACUUCGGCCGGCUGGUGAGGGCAUUCGUCGAGCUGGGGGCAUCCGACCAUUUGCCCCUGUUGCCGACAGUGGGCGCCGUGGACGUCGACUCCGCCCUCGCACGGGCCUCGGCGUUAGUCACAGCUGGCGUCCCGGCCACACUCCUCGAAACACUCGCCGGUUGGAGGACCGGCCCCGUCAACUCAGAUCGUGCCGGCGGGGCCCAUUCCGCUCAGAAGGAACAGGGAGCGCUGGCGGAAAUCGACGAGAACAUCCUGGCGAAGUCGUCCCAGGCACCCUUCCAGUCGAGAGUCCGCACGUGGCAGGAAGCGUGCGAGACUUGGGCCGUCGCUCCCUGGCCCAUCUCGGCGGAGGCGGUGCGGAAAGUUGCCGCCACCUUCCGUCGAGGCGGCUAUCGCUCCGUCCAGAACUAUUUCGACGCCGCCGUGUCCUACCAGGAACAGUUUCGCGGCGAGGCCGUCGACCCCCUCAUCCGGCGGGCCAUGCGACGCUAUGCCCGGGCAGUGGUCCGUGGCCUGCCCGGCUCGAAGCUGAAGGCCAUCUUCGCCGUCGACCGCCUGGUGGCCCUGGUCUCCAGGGUGGACCCGCCGGGGGCCGACAUUGAUGUCGCCGACGGCACCGUCGCCCUCCGGCUUCCCCUGCACAAGACCGCGACCGGCGGCGGGGUCGAGCUGACCCAACGCCAGCUACGGUGCACUUGUGGGGCAACCGUGGCGCCGUUGUGCCCCUACCACGCGGCGCUACGCCAUGUCUCCCGCCUUCGGCGUGCCGGACGGUGGGUGCGUGGGGCACCCCUGUUCCCCGACGGGACCGGUGACACCUGGGAGAAGUCAGAGACCGUCCUCUUCUUCCGGCGGGUCCUGCUGGCGGCGGGGAUCCAGCUGACCACCACCGACCACAACGGCGCCACCGUCCAGCUCUUCAACGGCCAUUUGGCACGGGUGGUCAACACGCCCAUCAUCCAGUUGCUGGGCCGAUGGUCGUCGGCCGCCGUCGAGCGGUACGUCCAGGCAGCGCCGCUGGCAGUCGCCCCGGACGUCCCCCGGCGCAUAUUGGCGGAUGACGUCGAGAUAGUCAGCGUCCGGCCGGCGUAUGGCGACGCCAUCUCGCAGGUGGAGACGCCGCCGCACGAGGAUCACUCCCCGACGGUCGCGUUCGAGCCCGGCCCCGUCAGACCUGAGACGGUGAAGCAGGUCGCCGUCGCGCCGCCGGAGCACCUCAUUUACAAUGAGCGGCAGAAACGGGCUCACCUCGUCGCCGACGUCCUGACCGACUUCGACGACCUCGCCACGUCGGCGGGGGCGGGUCCGGACCUCGUCGAGUACCUGAAGGUGCGGUCUCUCAACCGCACGGCUACCCUCGCCCUCGUCGCUGACGAGUGGUCCGACGUGGACGCGAGGGUCUUCCAGCCGUUCCGCGACGGCGACGAGAUCGCCGGGAAGACAUACAAAGCGACGCCGGCGGAGCAGCCAGUCGUCCGGGCGAUCAUCCGCCACAUGUGGUCGGAGGCCCGGCGGCAGUGGAACGAGUUCUCCACCCCUGCCCCGGCCCCGUCGACGGCCGCACCGCCGCCGGCCACCCUGCCGACGAUGGUCGGCGAGAAGCCGCCGCGGACCUUCCCGGAGUGGACCGACCUCGUCGCCCGCUACAACGCCGUCCAGCUCGGGGGUGAGCCCCGCUCGUUCCCGGCGGAGCGCCUCGUCGGAGCAGAGGAGGUGCUCGCCAGGAUCCACUGGGAGCACACCAAGUCUACACGCCGCUCGGCCUCGGCGAGAUCCUCCCUCGGCGUCGUCAAUCCCCUCGCCGGCCGUCGCAGCACCGGCGGGGCACAGCAUCAAGUUCGUGGACGGCGGCCUGGCGGUGGAGGAGAACCAGCCGUUCGUCCCGAGGGGCAUUUGGGCCGUCGUCGACGGCCUGGACGCCAUCCGCUGGGCGUGGGUCCUGACCGGCGUGGGGACAGAGGCCGGUACGUCGAUUGGUGGACGACCAAAGCCCGGCUUCACUCGAGCAAGCUCGAGGCCGUCGUCGCCUACUGGGACGCCACGGCGCACCAGCUCGCCAUGUCCAUGCGCCUCGCCCGUACCUUCGAGGAGGUGACCUCGGCGAUCCUGGCGGACCAGGCGGCGUUCAAUGAGGCACUCCAGUCUGCCGUCAAGCCUGGCCCGCCGAGGAGACCGACGGGGGCACCGACGGGCGGCCCACCCAGCCACCCGACGGAGGACGACCACACAGCCGACACCCCCAAGGGAUACGAAAUGGCACAAGCCAGCGUUUGCUAA